This is a messenger RNA of Linum trigynum, 1987 nucleotides long. The record is from the annotation of a GenBank genome assembly. Lineage: Eukaryota; Viridiplantae; Streptophyta; Magnoliopsida; Malpighiales; Linaceae.
CGCAUCCUUCCUCGUGAAGCCAACUCACCAAUCGCGAUCCAUCGGAGACUCGCCUCCUCUCCUUUCCCUCUCCGACGGAUCUCUCUCUCUCUAUAACGCAUCCUUGACUUGAAUUCCAUUCCCAUCCACACCGCCACCGCGCGCCAUGGAAGAGGCCAGGGAGAGUCUGGUCAGGAAAACUUAUUUCGCCGACGGCGGCGGAGCAGCCGCCGCCCCGAAUUCGAAAUUCUCCCGAAGCGUAUCCCACGCCUACGACGAGCUGCACUCCUUCCGCAAUUGCCUCCGGUGGAUGUGCCUGGAUCAGUCCAAUUUCUGUUCCGCCUCCCUCUCCUGGCUCGUCUUCGUCCUCCUCGCGCUCGUCGUCCCGGGUAUCUCGCAUUUCGUGCUCGCCUGCUCCUCCUGCGACAGCACUCACGAGCGGCCCUUCGAUUCCGUCGUCCAGCUCUCCCUCAGCGGCGUCGCCACUCUCUCCUUCCUCUGCCUGUCUAGAUUCGGCAGGAAGUACGGCCUCCGGAGGUUCCUGUUCUUCGAUCGCCUCUGCCACGACAGCGAUACCGUCAGGAAAGGUUACACCAAGCAGCUCGAUAGUUCACUGAAGCUGCUUGCAAUCUUCGUCGUGCCAUGUUUUCUGGCAGAAUCGGCGUACAAGAUAUGGUGGUACGCUUCGGGCGCGUCACAGAUCCCAUUCCUCGGCAAUGUCCUCCUAAGCGACACCGUGGCGUGCGCAAUGGAGCUCCUCUCGUGGCUCUACCGCACCACCAUCAUCUUCCUCGUCUGCGUCCUCUUCCACCUGAUCUGCCACCUCCAGAUCCUACGGCUCCAGGACUUCGCCAAGUUCUUCGAGGUCGAUUCGGACAUGGGCGAUGUGUUGUACGAGCACCUCAAGAUCAGAAAGCACCUCAGGAUCAUCAGCCAUCGGUACCGCUCCUUCAUGCUUUGGGCCUUGAUCAUGGUCACGGGGAGCCAGUUCGCAUCCUUGCUCGCCACCACCAAGCCCGGCGCCAUCGUUGAUAUCUACCGUGCUGGAGAGCUUGCGCUCUGUUCGAUGACGCUUGUGGCGGGUGUUCUGAUUCUGCUGCGAAGCGCAACGAAGAUCACCCACAAGGCGCAGGCCGUGACGAGCUUGGCUGCUAAGUGGAAUGUCUGCGCCACGCUAGAGCGCUUCGACGCGACAGACGGCGAGACUCCCACGGCCGCGAUGAUGGCUGGUGGUGGUGCUGGCGACUCGGGGACAGAGACUGAUGAUGCAGGGGACGAAGAGGACGAGCUAGACAACUCCAAAAUCAUGCACGCUUACGCCUACAGCACGCUGUCAUUCCAGAAGCGACAAGCAUUGGUGACGUACUUUGAGAACAACAAGGCAGGGAUCACGGUUUACGGGUUCACCCUCGAUAGGAGCACUCUGCAUUCCAUUUUUGGGGUUGAGCUUGCUCUUGUUCUCUGGUUGCUGGGGAAGACCGUCGGCAUUUCUUGAACUUGCACGAUUGUAGAGUUUUUUCCUGUCCCCUGUAACUUAAUUAAGAAGAUGGAUCUAUAUAUGUAUAGUAGCAUCAAUCACCUGUCACAAAAGUCUUAACAGUGAUCUAUAUUUUAUAUACCAUGGCUCUUUUAGCCACCAACGAGUAAUGCAUAUGUGGAUUUGUGGGUACUUAGUAAGAAAUGACAUGUAUUUAUUGUUCAGUUUGAGAAUUGUGGCGGCCGGUGAAUGUUAUCAAUGCUAAUACCGGGUAUGUAGGUCUAUUUUCUAAUUGGGAGAGAGGAAGGGAGGGAUAGAUAGAUUCCAUAUGUGUUUACAUGUUUAUCAUUUUUGUGCUUUGAUUGGGUAAAAAAUUGUUUGUGCUGGAUUUUGUUCCGAUUUUCUUUUGUUUGUCGUGUCACUUGAUCAGUUUGUUGAUUGUAUCAUUAUUUACUUUAUCAGUUAUCAUUCAUGAUUGUCAGAGAAUUUUACAGAUGAUUUGUACUACAUUAACAAAGAUAGAGUUACAUA